AUGUCUACAACCACGACAAUAAUAGAUGGUAAGAACGGAUCCGUUCCCUCAUCAUCCAUGAAAGUGGGCAAGAAAUCAGUUACGGAAGACCUCGUGACAACGUUCAGCUCACCAGCAGCAUGGCUCCUUGUUAUUGCUCUGAUUGUUACCUGGUCAGCAGUAGCUAUUGUAAUGUUUGACUUGGUGGAUUACAAAGCCUUUGCAGGAAGAUCUGUUAACAAGCUCAGCACAGAACCACUGAGAAUCAUUCAUGAGGCAUUGGAAGAAUCCACUGAUUGGCUUUAUGGCUUUAUUUCUUUACUGUCUGACAUCGUAUGGAGUGAUGAUGAUAACAGUGAUGAAGAAAUUCAUAAAGAGAAACUGGAGAGACAUGAAAAACGAACACCACCAAAGGCAUUUUACACCUCUAUGCUAGCUUUCCAGUUCUGUGCUAAUCAGGGUCAUCUGGAGCGCCUAGAACUGCUUCCCAAGUACUUAAUAAAUCAUCACUUGCGCAAGGGCCAACGGCACCCUGGACUGUACGAGCAGGAGCUCAGCCAGUCAGUGGAGGCAUUUGCAUGUGGUAUUGGAGGGCUAAAAUCCAACACAGGGUUAGGUGCUGCAGUGAGCAGCAUGUGCGUGUCUGGUGCUGGCUGGGAAGAUCCGGGCAAACUCAGAGGCAAGCCUCUUCCCCCAUCACAGCUGGAAAAACUGUUAGUUGUUAUGCGGAGUUCAGAAAAUCCUUCAGAAAUGAACCAAACUACUCACAAAGAGAAACCUGAAAAGCCAGAAAAACAUGAAAAGAAAUCACCUCCUAAAGUAAUUCAAAAAGAGAAACCUGAAAGGCAUGAAAAAGCUGAAAAGAAACCUCCUCCCAAAG
Messenger RNA from Balearica regulorum gibbericeps (East African grey crowned-crane), 859 nucleotides. The record is from RefSeq and is a predicted model, not a curated record. Lineage: Eukaryota; Metazoa; Chordata; Aves; Gruiformes; Gruidae.